This is a messenger RNA of Penicillium canariense, 1308 nucleotides long. RefSeq names its product putative cell wall glucanase (Utr2) (gene utr2). The record is from RefSeq and is a predicted model, not a curated record. Gene Ontology annotation, cellular component: fungal-type cell wall. The transcript is spliced from 2 exons. Gene Ontology annotation, biological process: carbohydrate metabolic process; fungal-type cell wall organization. Gene Ontology annotation, molecular function: glycosyltransferase activity; hydrolase activity, hydrolyzing O-glycosyl compounds. Lineage: Eukaryota; Fungi; Ascomycota; Eurotiomycetes; Eurotiales; Aspergillaceae. Bases 1 to 1308 code for a protein of 435 amino acids.
AUGGUCCGUUUCGUGACUCCGCUCCUGGCCCUCUCGGCCCUCUCGGCCACCGCGCUUGCAGCCACCACCACGACCUGCAGCACCAGCAGCCAGUGUCCUGAAGACAAGCCCUGCUGCUCUCAGUAUGGCGAGUGCGGCACUGGCGCAUACUGCCUCGGUGGUUGCGACAUCCAAUCCUCCUUCUCCAUUGACUCCUGUGCCCCCAUGCCCGUCUGCGAGAACAAGAGCUACACUUGGGACAACCUGGACAACUCCAUCCUGAACACCAAGUACCUGGGCAACGCCAGCGACGCCGACUGGACCUACAGCGGCUACCCCAAGACCGAGGAUGGCAACCUGCUCAUGACCAUGCCCAAGAACAGCGUGGGCACCCUGUUCGCCAACAACCACUACAUCUGGUACGGCAAGAUCUCCGGCAAGAUCAAGUCCUCCCGCGGCCAGGGUGUCGUCACGGCCUUCAUUCUGCUCUCCGAUGUCAAGGAUGAGAUCGACUAUGAGUGGGUCGGCGCCGACUUGACGGCCGUGCAGACCAACUACUACUGGCAGGGCGUCCUGGACUGGCACAACAGCGGCAACGCCUCCGUCGCGGACAAGGAUACCUUCGACGACUGGCACACCUACGAGAUCGACUGGCAGCCCGACCAGACCCAGUGGAUCGUGGACGGCGAGGUCAAGCGCACCCUGCUGAAGUCCGACACCUGGAACUCGACGGCCAACCGCUUCCAGUACCCCCAGACUCCCGCCCGCCUGCAGAUGUCGAUCUGGCCCGCCGGCUUGGCCAGCAACGCCCAGGGCACCAUCGACUGGGCCGGCGGUGUGAUCGACUGGGACAGUGAGGACAUCCAGCAGAAGGGCUACUACUACGCCACGAUCGGCCAGGUCGACGUCGAGUGCUACUCUAUUCCUGACGGCACCGUGCAGUCCGGCAACACGUCCUACGUGUACACCGACGCGGCCGCAAUGGUCAACAAUAUCGCCGUUACCGAUAACUCCACCGUCCUCGGCUCCCUCGGCGCCACCGGCCUUGACAUGACGCUCGGCGCCAACAGCAGCAGCGCCACCUCCACCGGCAGCGACAGCGUGCCCACCAGCAACGGCGGCUCGGGUGGCAUGGCCGGCAACAGCACCGGCUCUACCUCGGGCAGCUCGACUGACAGCAGCACCUCCUCCUCGGCCACCAGCACGGGCUUCAGCCAGGGCACCGACACUAGCAGCAAGGGCAACAGCGCGCCCGCACAGGGUGAGCGUGUCCUGCGGGGCUCGCUGUUCGCGGUUCUCGUGGCCGUGGUCGUUCUAGUGACGCAGUAA